Paramuricea clavata is the source of this 11078-nucleotide messenger RNA. NCBI's taxonomy places the organism in Eukaryota, Metazoa, Cnidaria, Anthozoa, Malacalcyonacea, Plexauridae. The record is from the annotation of a GenBank genome assembly.
AGGCACACUAUCGUCAAGCGGUCGCCUUGCAGUGUAUGGGGAAGUACCACGAAUCCCUUGCGGCCUUUGCGUCCGCGUUGGCCCACGAUCAGAAGAGUCAGCAGUUAUUGUCUGGGAUCAUCGAUACAGCAUUGAAGUCGCCUUUAAAAGGUUAAUAUUGAUGGCUUAGUGCAUCACUGCAUUUCACCUCUAUGACUGAGGUUUGAUUUCUGCAAUAUACAGUUGUCUGAUUAUAAUUUCAUCUCGGUCACAUGUGAGAAGAAUGCUUCCAGUUUGACUCUACCAAACAUCGCAGGUUUUCUUCUAACCUGUAAGGUAACACUGGGCCAAUAAAACAGAUUGCCUUACCAGACUUCUAGGGAGAACAGUUUAAAACUGGUAAAGUUAUCCAGUAUAAAUAAAGUUAGUGCAGAUUACCUCGUGUAGUAACACUCUACCAUAUAAGGGGUGAUCUUCACUGAACCUCCAGGAAGAACAGUUUGGAACUUACAGAACCAUCCAGUAUAAAUAAAGUUGCUUUGUUCAACAUUCAUCAUAUUCAUGAAUAUAUAUUUAUUUAAUUUCAGAAAACGUUGAGAAAAUAUUCUCUCGACUCCAACAAGUCAACAUGGAUCAAAACCCUUUCGUAGUCGUCUCAAUAAUCGGGCAAGAACUCCUUAACGCGGGCCACAUCCAACCUGCAGUCACGUGUUUGGAAAAUGCUCUCAAGAUCGGCACUGUUGGUCUGCGCAUGCGGGGCUCGGUGAUAUCAGCCCUGACGAGCGCUUACUGGAAAGUGGGUAACCUCUCUCGCUCCAUAGAAUUGAUGCAAGAAGAUUUAGAAAUUUGUCGGUCCUUGGCCGACCAUGAUGGCGAAUGCCGAGUCCUUGGUAACCUAGGCAACGCGUAUUUUGGAAUGAAACAGCACGAAGAGGCCCUAACCGCGCAUCGAACUCAACUGAUGACUGCGUCGAAACAUAAAAACAAGAAGGCUGCUGCUUCUGCUUUGAGCUCUAUAGCACAUGUCUAUGUCUCGCUCGGGGACUACCAGAAUGCUAUAGACAGUCAUAACAAAGCUAUCGACUUUCAAAGGCAACUAAAGGACCAGCUAGGCGAGGCCCUCGAAUUAGGGCAUCUCGGUGCAGUACACCUGCUCGCAGGGAAUGUAGACAAGUCUAUAGAUUGCCACACGCAACAGCUGACCCUAGCGAAAACUUUGAAAAAUGACAAAGAAAUUGCUUCGGCUUAUAGCAAUUUGGGAAGUGCUUAUAAUCGGAAAGGAAGCUACCAAGAGGCCGCAAGGCUGCACGGACAGGUUUUGAAGAUCGCGGAGACUCUUGGGGACCCCUCCCUACAGGCUCGGGCGUGUGCGGGUCUUGGGAGCGCGUAUCGGGCCAUAGGUAACCUAAGCAAGGCUCUGAAAUACUACGAACGUCAACAAGCUGUCGCAGUUAAAAUGAAGGAUCGGAUCAUGGAGGGACGGGCUUUCUCCAACUUGGGAAUUAUUUACUUGGAGCAAGGAGAAUGUUUGCAUGCUUUAAAGUUGCAUAAAAUUCAUUUGGCUAUCUGUCAGGAAUUCGGGGACCGCGCUGGACAAGGCCAGGCUUAUGGAAACAUGGGAUGUGCUUAUUGUGCGUUGAAAAAGUAUGAACAAGCCAUUAAAUACCAUGAGAAAGAGCUCGCUAUCUCAAAGGAAGUCAAUGACGUCAUUUCUGAAGCAUGUACUCAUGGCAACCUCGCGGUGGCGUAUCAGGGGCUCGGAAAAUCCGACGAAGCCCGAAGGCAUUACGAGCAACACCUCGCGAUUUCCCGCUCAAACGGGGAUACUUACAACGAAGGAGUAGCUCUUUUUAAUCUGGGAAAUUUUUACAGUUCAAGUGGAAGCUUUAAAAAAGCCAUUGCUUUUUACGAGAAAUAUUUGUCGCUAACGCAGUCAACCGGCGACAAAAAAGGCGAGAAUAAGGCGUGCCAUAAUUUGGCAUUUGCCCAAUUUUCGUUAGGCAAUUUGGACGAGUCUGUUACAUUGUACAAACAGAAUAUCGAACUAGCGCAAGGUGUUGGGGAUAAAAACACUCUAGCUCGAGCUUAUUGUAAUUUAGGGCUAGUGUAUAAAGAUUUGGACGAUAUUCAGAAUUCUCUCAUGUGUCAGACAAAUUUCCAAACUGUUUCCCAUGAGAUUGGGUACACCGUUGGUGAAUGUAGAGCAUUGGGGAACAUUGGGGAUAUUUAUGUAAAGACCAAACGUACACGCGAGGCUAUUGGAUGUUAUGAGCGACAAGUAAAGAUGGCAGAUAAAUUAAAAGAUAGGGGCUCUCUGUGCCAGGCGUAUGCCGCUCUCGGGCAUGCGUACAAGGUAUUAGGGAAGCUGGACAAAGCUUUAGUUUGUCAUUCUAAGGAGUUAGCAUUUCGGCGGGAAGUUGAUGACACACAAGGAUUAUUUAAAGCUCUUGAUCAUAUUGGGAGUGAUUGCACGGCAUCGGGAAGGACUGAUGAGGCAAUAGAGUACUUCUCCGAGCAGCGUCUUAUCGCCGAUCGGUUAAAAGACCCUCACCUACAGGCCCGCGCGUACGGGAAUUUAGGCGUGGCUAAAUUGAACGCCGGUGCGUACGGGGAGGCUAUGACUUACUUUAGAAACCAGAUUGAAAUUUUAGAACGUGUUGCGGCAACUUCGCUCGAGCUUGGCCGCGCGCAGGGGAAUUCAGCCGAGUGUUUGUAUAUGUUAGGGAAUCACGAACAGGCCCGAGGACUGUACGAGUGCUAUCUGACGUCAGCCAAAGAAGCGGGGUCGCCGAACGAUCAAGACAAGGCGUACCAAGGACUUGGGAAUGCAUACAGGUACUCUCAAACUGUCAUUUAUAGUUAGAAACCUUGCCGGUCCACUACUGUUUGGUUGGUUCCCCUGUGCCAGGGUUUCCUCCGAUGCCCCCAUUUUCCAUAGGAAUCAAGGGCGCACAAAUGUAAAAGAAUGUUUCAGAGAGUCGCACCCUAGUAACUGUAAGCAUAUAAUUGAUUGCUUCUGCAUCACUUCUCGAUCGUAAGCUGUUUUAUAGGAUGAUGCAGCAUCAAGCAAUUCUUAGAGGGCCAUUUCAGAUGGCGUACUCUUCAUGUCCCGAACUUAAUUGUAUUAGAUGCGACGCUGGAGCGACACAAGAUUGUGAUUCAAACGGCGUACCAAAUGACAAGGUUGGGGCGCAUUCGCCAGCAAAACCUGUACAAUACAUUUUAAAUACUACAAUACAUUUUAAAAAGUUGAGUUAGGUUUGGCACAUGAGCGGAGCGGCGUACGAAUCAACGUCGCAUAACGCGACAGGCUCUGCCGAACUUGUGUCGAACUUUUGCCGCUCGGCACAUGAAAAGUACGCCGUCUGAAUUGGGCCUUAGAGAGUCAUUAGGUAGAAUGCUGUAGUCCUCACUGCUGUAAUUAAUGUAUAAAUCGACGAAUCACGAGUUUUGGAGUUGGUUUUGACUGGAUAUUGCAGAAUAGCAUACCUUGCUGUAAUCGGCAUCCUUGUCCCAGAACUAGGGUGGAUUGUAUUGUAUUGUAUUGUAUUGUAUUGUAUUAAAACUUUAUUUAGAGACACUAGCCCCAUCAACGGUGCGUUGGUUUCCACGGGGGGCGUCUACAAUGUUAAAAAUUACAAAAGAUAUAAGGGAAAAGAAGACUAUUUACAAAUUGGUGUGACCCCAGAUGUUAUGGUUAGACGGAGUUACAAUUUAUUUCAAAUAUAUAUAGUAUUAGAGUUAAGUUUUAAAUGGCUUUUGAACAGGUGCAUUGAUUCUGCCAGUUUCGUAUCGAUAGAGAGACUAUUCCAUAGCUUAGCCCCUGUGUAAUCGAUAUUAAGUUUACUAUAUACUAUACUGUUAACGAAAUCACUAGACUGCUAAAUUGGUCUCUCGAGAUUUGCAUGUGCGGGUUGAUUUUAUGUAUCACGUGAUGAAGUUUUUGACCACCCCGUGACCGCUUCUAAACCUCAACGAAAUUCGUAAACAAUCCGCCGAUAUUUUAUAGGGAAAGAUUGCUUAAAUAACGUUUCAAUUCGUGUGAACGGUAAUUAUAGUUCUAAAGAGAACAGCAAAUGCUCGAGCAUGUUUUAGAAUUGCAAAUCGAAGCAAAAAAAAUAAUAUAACAAAAAACUUACUGCCUUGGUGUGCUUGUCUGCUGACAUUACUAAGUAUAUUUAUUAUUGUAGUCUAUAAAUAGCCAAACAAGCAAUGAAAUCGAGUGAACAAUCGCGUAUUUUGUGUCAGUUCAAGAAUGUUGUAAAAUAUACCUUCAAUGCCUUGAAUCAUAAUAGAACCUUGAAUUAUAGUAAAAAGUAUAGCUUUUAAAGUAAUUUCUCAAUCGUAAAAGGUCUAAAAGUUUUACAUCGGCAGAUUGCUUACGAAUUCUGUUACAAUUCAAAAGUGGUCACGAGGUGGCCAAAAAGUUCCUCACGUGGUAAAUAAAAUCAAUCCCGCACGUGCCAAUCUCGAGAGACCAAUUUACCAGUCUAGUGAUUUUGAUAAUACUUCACUAUUAUUUUCAUUACAGGGCUGUGGGGAACCUUCAACAAGCUUUGUUUUGCUUUGAGAAUCGACUUGUUUUUGCGCACGAAUUGACAGAGACCUCGGCUAAGGGUUCUGCCUACGGAGAACUGGGUAACCUGCAUAGGACGAUGGGGAAUUUUGAACAAGCGGCUGCGUGUUAUGGUCAGCAGUUGAAGUUAGCGAGAGAAUGUCAAGAUCUGGAGAGCGAGAGUGAUGCUGAAUGUGGUCUGGGCGAGGUAAGACGAUUCGAGGACUUCAAUUCUAUACAUUCCACAAUUGGUAGUGCAUGUAUCUUUUAGCUCUGUGACUUGCAAGGUUUGAUUCUUCAAAUAUAUAAUUGUCUGAUUAUCACCUCAGUCACAUGAGAGAAGAAUGCUUCCAGUUUGACUGUAGUAACACUAGACUAGUAAUGAGUAGCUCUUACUAGACCUCUAGAGAGAGCGGUUUAGAACUGAUAGAGCUAUCCAGUAUAACGAAAGUUAGUUUAGUUUAGGUGUCUUCCUAUAGUAACACUGGAUCAAUAAGAGAUGAUCCUUACUGGGUCUCUGCGGAGAACAGUUUAGAACUGAGAGAGCUAUCCAGUAUAAAUAAAGUUAGUUUAGUUUAGGUUUCCCCCUGUAGUAACAGGACGGUAAUAGUAGGACAGUAAUAAUAGCUGUAAUCAGUUGGGGGGUCUAUUGCCCUGUUCUGCCACCUUUUGCUAUGUAAAAGUUAUUAAAUUAAACUAGAUGGUAAUGCUGGUCCUCUAUGGAGAACAGUUCAGAACUAAUAGAGAUAAAUAGAGUUAGUAUAAGUACGCUUACAUUGGUUUAUAACAUAACAGACAGACGCUACUCAUUUCACCAAAUUUGCGACAAAAUAUAUAAUUCUUUUUGUUUGUUUUUUUUUUUUUAUAAUGACCAAUAACAAGGCUUAAAUUUUUAAUUCAAUUUAAUACGAUGUUUCGGAGUUUAUUCCAUCAUCAGGUAAAAAAAAUUAAAUUAAAUAAAAAAUUUAAGCCUUGUUAUUAUUGGUCAUUAUAAAAAAGACAAAAAUAAUAUAUUAUUAAAAUGAUGCUAAGGGAAUGUCCGGUACUAAAUAUACUGAAAAAUAUAUAAUUGUUUUAUUCAUUAGGUGCACGUGAAGAUGGGCGACUAUGAGUCGGCACUCGCCCACCACGAGAAUGAUCUAAAACUCGCCGAUAAACUCCACAGUAGCAUGAGACAAUCACGUGCAUUUGGCAACCUUGGCCUCGUCUACGAACUCAUGCAGGACUAUAAGAAAGCGUCUGAAUGUCAGGAACAACAUUUAUCAAUUGCAGCCCAGGUGAGCGACCGCGUAGCGAAGGUGAAUGCCUACAGUAGCCUGGGACGGAAUCAUUAUCUGAUGGCUAACUAUGCACAGUCCAUAUCGUAUUUCAAGCAAGGUUUGACAAUCGCUGAGACUUUGGGACGCAGGGAGGAUGAAGCCACGAUAAGGUGAGUAAACCUUCAUUCUAAAUGGAGUUUGUGGAUGGAACAGCAGUUAGCUACAGUGCAUUUGUCUUUCGCCUUUGUGACCAAGGUUUAAUACAGUUGUCUGAUUGUAAUUUUGCCUCAGUCGCGUGCGAGAAGAGUACGUUCAUUUCGAUCCUACCAAACGCCACAGGUUUCUUGUCAUGUACUCCGAAUUUCUCCUGUAGUAACACUGGACUAGCCUGCGUCACAGACGCUCUUGGGCGGAAAUGAGGUCUGUGUUUAGCCUUUAGCACUUAUCACAUUACACACACAAACUAUGUCGUAGUCUACACUGGACCAACAAGGGAUGACUCGUACUGGACCUCUAGAGAGAACAGUUUAGAACUGUUAGAGCUAUCCAGUAUAAGUAAAGUUGGUUUAGUUUAGGUGUCCUCCUGUAGUAGCUCUGGAUCAAUAAGAGAUGAUUCUUACUGGACCUCUAGGGAGAACAGUUUAGAACUUAUAGAGCUAUCCAGUAUAAAUAAAGUUAGUUUAGUUUAAGUUUCCUUCUUUAGUAACACUGGAUCAAUAAGAGAUGAUCCUUACUGGACCUCUAGGAAGAACAGUUUAGAACUGAUGGAGCUAUCCAGUAUAAAUAAAGUUAGUUUAGUUUAGGUUUCCCCCUGUAGCAACACUGGAUCAAUAAGACAUGACCCUUACUGGAAAAAUAAUUUUGAACUGAUAGAGCUAUCCAGUAUAAACAAACUACUUACUAAUAUAUCAUUAUUAAAUCUUUCUUGAAGGUAUUGGUUAGGUGUGGCACUAUGUGCGAAGAAAGAUGUCCUGUCUUCUCUGGAGCAACUUUACCAAGCAAUCGAACUGUACGAGAAACUUCGUGACGCUGGCAUCAGUGCUGGGCGUUUUCAACUGGCCAUGCAUGAACAACAGGCAUUAUGUUAUCAGGUAGCGUGUGUUUUAUGAAUAUUAGCUAAAUAUUAGCUUGUAUAAAUAUUAGCUCAAUUACAAGUUAGUGGCAAAGUGGCCUGAAUGAUUUACUCCCCGGGAUAGACGAUCUGGACGAACUCGGACAAAGAAAAGAUAAGAAAAGUUCGUUUGAUAACAUCCUGGCUGUUGAUCAGUCGGAAUCUGUGUGUAUGUAUGGCUCCAGCAUUUUACUGUCGUUCCAAUUGAAGUGUUGCUCAAAUAUUGAUUCAAUACAUUACCUCGGGCUGACCAAUUCAUUUGAUCAAGUUCCUCGAGAGAUUCAUACACUUCCUAGUAUAAUUGUAAACUUCCUGUUGAAUAGUUUGAAUGCACCAAUCACCUUUGUUGUUUGUGCAACUAACCAAUCAUAAAUAGAAAGGAAGUGACCAGAAAUGAUCAAAUACUUGGAAUUGGCUCUUUCACAGGAAGUGUAUGAAUAUCUCGAGGAACUUGAUCAAAUGAAUUGGUCAGCCCGAGGUAAUGUAUUGAAUCAAUAUUUGAGCAACACUUCAAUUGGAACGACAGUAAGAACUAUCAUGAAAAUAUCAGACGCGAUAUGUUCUCCGUACCAUUGCCAUUAUAGAUCACGUUAUUCUAGCUAGUUUGUCUGGAUAGUUUAUCUUGUGUUUAUGCUAAAGACGUAUUAUUCAAAAGCCGGUUAGCUUAAUCCUAGAUUAACCUGAAAUUCCCCAACAAAUUUCCAAACAGCUUAUUUAACAAUUAUUCGCCGAAAGCGAGGUGAUUAUCGGUGAAUAAAAACCGAGACGAAGUCGAGGUUUUUAUUCACGAGAAUCACCGAGCCUGAGGUAAAUAAUUGUUUUAGUAUAAUUUCAUAGGUGAUUAUUUGGAAAAAAAUACAUAUUUCGUCGUCAUUUCAUUGACGGUCACCAUUUCGAAAAUCGCUUAUUUGAUUAUCGCGUUAUAAUCACCUCAACGGCAACCAAUCAGCGUGGAGAAUUUUCAAUAAUCACCUAUGUAAUUAUACUAAUUAUAAAUAUGGAAAUAUUUUUCCAGAAAUCUUAUCUGGAUCAAUGAAAUAUUUAUUUUCGUGCAGAACAUACACAAACCAAAACAGCAGAUUAAAUUUUAUCCAGGGUUAGUGCUAAUCAUGCUUUGAAAGAAUGGUCCAGAUGAUUAAACCGUCCAGCGAUGCUUUAUUACCAAGUUAUACACCCUUUUCAUAAUGGCUGCCGAUUAAAAAUUCUUUUAUGUGCAUAUAAAUUGGCCCAACUAGCCUAGUUUCUGGGUAGAAAUUCCUUUGAAAUCUUAACAUGAGUACGAGGCUAGUUGGGCCAAUUUAUAUGCACAUAAAAGAAUUUUUAAUCGGCAGCCAUUUAUGAAAAGGGUGUAUUACAAGUCUUUAUCUUUUUUCCAAAAGGUCCUCCAACGGGUGCUUAUUGACUUGGGACGUCGCGAGGAGGCUCUGGUCAUAGCAGAACGAGCUCGUGCCCAUGACUUUAUCGACUUUCUCCUGCGCCGCCCGGGUGUGGAACGGCCACAGGAAAAAGAAUGGGUCCGACUCCAGAGCUACGACCAGAUCAUGGAAGUGAUAAACAAACAAAAUGGCUACUUCAUCUGUUAUUCUCUUGUGCUCGGCUAUUUAUGUAGUUGGUUGAUCGUCCCUCAGCAUGGCAUAGUUAAAUUUCACGAACUUAGACUGACGGACGAAAUGCCUGAGCUCAUGGUACAUAUGGACAGCGGUAUGUCGACCACUUCCGAGUCGUUACUCGAGAGAUUGAUCGGACAGAUUCGUGAGAACAUCGGCGUAGAGCCGGCGUGCGGGAGCUCCGUCUCGACGAUGUCAUCUAGUUUAUCCGGAAGUGACGUAGAUGAGCCCCCGAGUCCGUUCGAUAGUUCCCACUCCAGAUCGCGAGGUUCUAGCGAAGCUGGCAGUCUUCCGUCAACACCGUCUACUUUCUCUUAUCUGAAAAAUGGCUUCUUGAAAAAAGGUGAUUUUGAGUUAAGCCGGAGUUACACGAGCAACAAAAUUGCUGCAACUUGCAACAAAAUCUGAUUUCAACGCAUGUUAAUUGAAAAUGUUUACGCAUAAAUUACAAAUCACAAGGCAACAUGUGUCGACAUUUCUACUUAAUAUGCGUUGAAAUCAGAUUUUGUUGCAAGUUGCAGCAAUUUUGUUGCUCGUGUAACUCCACCUUUUGUUCUUCGUUAAGGAUGGUUUACACUAUCAAACUUUCUGUGAUCACAGUAGGAAUUUUGGUGUACAGUGUAUAACACUGAGUAUGUUUCCUCGAACAUUUCUUACAAAUCCUUCAAAACUCAGAAUUUACCUGCGCAUAAUUCCUACAGUGAUGACAGAAACUUUGAUUGUGUAAACCAGACUUUAGUUUUAUGCGAUGUCGGUCACACAGUGGUAACGUACCUUUCACUUUAGCCUGCAUCGCCCGCAUAUAAGCGCCUGGUUUGCAGGCUACUUUCAUCUCUGUAACUUGGAUUCCAUUUCUAAAAUAUGCAGUUGUCUGAUUGUAUUUUCAUCUCAAUCACAUGUAAGAAGAGGGCUUCGGGUUUGAAUCUACCAAGACACUACAGCUUUACUCCGCUACUGUAGUUUCCUCCUGUAGCAACACUAGCUCAAUCGCAGAUGGCCCUUACUGGACCUCUAGCGAGAACACUUUAUGACUGAUCCAGUCCAGAUAGUGUAGAUUUACUUCUGUAGUAACAUGGAUAUAUCUAUUCUCCACAGGCUUACGAAAGUUAAACGGCCUUCGUCAAGACAGACACAAAGAUGCAACAAGCGCACUUCCAGUUCAAGUCCUCUACGACACUCUGAUAGCUCCUGUUGAAGAGUUCCUCCCCAGGUCCCCACAGUCGGACGGCAGUUUACACGACCUCGUCCUAGUCCUUCAAGGCGACCUCUACCUCGUACCAUUCUCCUUACUACACGGCCAGUCGAAAGAUUACCUCCACAAACGAUUCUCACUUCUAACCAUUCCCUCAAUACGAGCACUGCUAUUAGCCCCAAAGACCCCUCAAAGACCACAAACAACACGACUUGUAGUCGGGGAUCCACAGUUACCCCUCUCAUUUGAUCAGUACCGGUGUAACCCCAGUACCCAAAGCGAGGCUGAGCUAGUCGGGACAUUAUUCGACGCCAAACCUCUGAUUGGAAAUGAUGCGAGCAAGGAUGUAGUCUGUAGGAAAGCUGAGGAGGCAGAGUGUAUACAUUUCGCCACAAACACGUCAUGGAAACAUUCAGCAUUAGUCCUCGCUCCAAGCAAAGGACGCAAUAGGUAAUUAUCGUUGGUAUUUUCAGGGUGUCCACGGGCCUUGAAAAUCCUGGAAAGUCCUUGAAUUGGAAAAAAAUGUCAGGACUGGAAAGUCCUUGAAAAUCAGCAGAAGUCCUUGAAAGUCCUGGAAUUAAUUUCCUUUAAUUAACCUCCAGUUGUGCCAACAUUAGUGAUUUUGAUUAAAAUUACUGAAUAAAGUGAAUUAUUAUUUACGGCAAAUCCGUGCCAUUUUCAAAGAUUUUCCCAGUUCUAGGUUCUUGAAUUUAUUGAAAAAGGACCCUGAAAGUCCUGGAAAAAUCCUUGAAUUUCACCUUCACCAAAGGGUUGACACCCUUGUAUUUUCAUUGUGCAGAUGUCAAGGGAAGCACAGAUGUUAAAUACCUACAGCAGUUGGUAGGCGAACCCCAUGGAUGUAUUACUAAUAAUGUUCUUGUUGUUUCAAUAGGGACUCGGGCAGUAGCGACAGUUUUAUGCCAUCUCCAACCGAUUUCCUCUUGACCGCUUCAGAAAUAUCCUACAUGAAAUUCCCGGCGAAAAUGAUCGUUCUAAGUUGCGCUCAAAACGAAACCCGGAAUAAAAUGUCUUUAGACGGACUACUGUGUUUAGUACGCUCGUUCCUAUUGGCGGGAUGUAGUUGUGUCUUGGUGUCCUUAUGGCCUGUGCCCGAGCCUGCGUACAGGCUGUUGCUGCAAGGGUUUUAUAAACGAUUCCUGCGUGGGAUGCGCGCGAGUCGUGCCCUCGCACACGCAGUGAAACUGGUGGAGAGCAACAAGGAAUUUGAUCAUCCAUCAAACUGGGCUGGAUUUGUGUUAGUUGGACGGGAUGUAAAAGUUUCCAAAAAGACAGUACAGUUGCGUGAGGCAUUGAUAGUUUUGAUUGAGUCGACGGCUAACAGCAGGGAGGCACUCAAAGUUAUUUUACAUCUGGU